AUUUUUGAAUAAAACAAAAGGACGACAGCUACCUAGCUUUGUCUACACUCGUAGAUUGUCUUGCUCCUUGGAGCCCUUGCUCACUGCUUUGUUUAUAAUUAUAGUUUUCAUUUUACUCUGCACUCGGGAUAUCGUUUCAACCGUUCUGCUGGUGGAAACCGUGGGCUCAUAAUAGUGCCAGCGAGAUGCUGUGAAGAGGAUUUGUUUUUUUUCGAAAAUAGAACCAUGCUUUGGUUCGUCCUUUCCUGGACUUUGCUUCUUGGGAUUGGAGGAUGCGACGGCCAAUCUGUGAACCCAUGUCGGAACGAAACAUGUGGACGCGAAUUUGAUCCAUACAGCCCACUCGUUUUGUGUAGUGCUCUGCCGGACAAGUUUGUAGAGUGCGAUGACGUCGCUGACUUUACUGGCAAUACUUCUAUGGCAGAGGCUCUAGGAUAUGGCUGUACUAAGUUCGGUGGUACAAAGUUCGAAGAUGUACAACACACUAAGGUCGUGUGCCAUGCUCUACCCGAUAUCGAAUGCUAUGGUGACACAGAUUUCUUACGCGGCAAUGAGCCAUGUGUCAAGUACAAUGGCUACAAUUUCCUCAUCGCGUUCAUCUUCAGCGUACUGCUGGGCUUUGCCGGCGCUGAUCGUUUCUACUUGGGCUACACUGGUCAUGCCGUUGGCAAGCUCCUCACGCUUGGUGGGGUAGGCGUCUGGUGGAUCGUUGACCUUAUUCUUCUACUUAUCGGCUUCCUUACUCCCGAGGACGGCAGCAACUGGGACCGCUACUUCUAGAGCGAUGUAAUAGUCUACCGGAGUACGGAGUACGGAAUAGUCUAACCAUCGCUAGGCGGGUAACUAAGCUAGCUCUCACCUCUUCCUGCAACUGCUGUGCGAUGUGCCUCGAUGUUUCCAUAGAGCACUUGCUACUUCCCUGACUCUUGCUGUCCGCUAGUCUGAAGGACUGUAUAUAUGUACAUAUUUUAUUCAAUCAUCCUGCAGCUUUUUAUUCUAGGAAAGAUUGUACACAAAAGUACCAUACUCUUAUCUGCAAACAGCAAAAGAAUAAGUACCAUUAUUAUUCCAUCCGACAUUUGUACAGUUUUGUGCAUAAUACUUUCAUCGCCUUGCUGCCGACCUUGUUGAAAUUUCUUUACAGUAACAGAAUUUUUAAAUCCACAUCAGAUUGUUUCUUAUCGAUAUCUGGUGAAGAGUGUCCUGUGUGCUCAUUUCCCCCACAUUUCUGGUUUUGUAUCAUUCUUUUAUUUUACUCCAUUGUGCUGUGCGCAAUGCCCUUAUUAUUAUUGCCAUAGUUAGCACUGUGUUCCCGCUGGUUGCUACCGAUUUCCUUCGACUUGCUAUCGUUUUCGACAGUUCUUUCAGACUGCCGCUAGCACAUCGCCUGCACACCGCCUGCAUGUGUUCUUGCAUCCAACCUUGCCAGAAACACUGACCGAAGAUGACUACUGUUGGCUGCAACUGGCCGAGUCAGUGGCAGAAUCGCAUUGGACCCGAGGAUGUUUGCACACAACACACACUUUUUAAAUAUCCGCUCGUGACGCGCGGGUAAAUGUCAAGGUCUAUUGAAUGCAGAAUGGUCAUAAUUUGCUCCACUGAGUAUCGA
Messenger RNA from Sycon ciliatum, 1609 nucleotides. Its product is annotated as TM2 domain-containing protein 2-like. Lineage: Eukaryota; Metazoa; Porifera; Calcarea; Leucosolenida; Sycettidae. The record is from RefSeq and is a predicted model, not a curated record. Bases 226 to 780 code for a protein of 184 amino acids. The transcript has 4 exons.